Chelmon rostratus (copperband butterflyfish) is the source of this 1196-nucleotide messenger RNA. It is a transcript of the gene six7, whose product is annotated as SIX homeobox 7. Gene Ontology annotation, cellular component: nucleus; transcription regulator complex. The record is from RefSeq and is a predicted model, not a curated record. Gene Ontology annotation, molecular function: RNA polymerase II cis-regulatory region sequence-specific DNA binding; DNA-binding transcription factor activity, RNA polymerase II-specific. NCBI's taxonomy places the organism in Eukaryota, Metazoa, Chordata, Actinopteri, Chaetodontiformes, Chaetodontidae. Gene Ontology annotation, biological process: eye development; regulation of transcription by RNA polymerase II. The coding region runs from base 117 to 899 and encodes 260 amino acids. The transcript has 3 exons.
AAAGGUGCAAGCAGCGAGCGCACGGAGCUUUACGCACGGUCGGAUACACCAGUUCAUGCAGUCUUGCGAACAUUUGCAAACUUUUUCGGCGAGCGACUGAGAAGAAACAAGUCGAGAUGUUCCCGCUGCCCAUGUUCACCCCGGACCAGGUCGCUCGGGUGUGCGAAAACUUGGAAGAGACCGGGGACAUCGAACGCCUCGGCAGGUUCCUCUGGUCCCUGCCCGCUGCCGUCCCGGGCUCCGCCGGGGAGGCGCUAAACCGACACGAGUCCGUGAUGCGAGCGAGAGCGCUGGUCGCCUUCCACGGCGGAAACUUUGACGCUCUUUACCAGAUCCUCCAGAGCCACCGGUUUACACGCGAGUCGCACGCCAAGCUUCAAGACCUGUGGCUGGACGCGCACUACCGAGAGGCGGAGAGGCUCAGAGGGCGGCCGCUGGGCCCGGUGGAGAAGUACCGGAUCCGCAAGAAGUUUCCCCUGCCCCGCACCAUCUGGGACGGCGAGCAGAAAACGCACUGCUUUAAGGAAAGAACUCGCAGUUUGUUGAGAGAGUGGUACCUCCAAGACCCCUACCCCAACCCGUCCAGGAAACGCCACCUGGCCCAGGCCACGGGACUCACGCCCACACAGGUCGGCAACUGGUUCAAGAACCGCCGUCAAAGAGACCGCGCUGCAUCCGCAAAGAACAGACUGCAGCAGGAUCCAUCCCUCCUGCCCUCCGAGAGCUCACCUGACGGCUCCCAUCAGGAGCGCCGCCAUCACCCCCACUUGUUGCCUACCUCCCCUCGCCACCCGGGCAGCCCGGAGGCCAGCGACUGUAGCACAGAGAACGAACGCAGAGGAACAGGAGCCUCCACCCCGGACAUCUCUGUCAGCAGCGACAGCGAGUUCGAGUCUUGAAAGGACAGAAACUUUUCACGGACGGACUCUCGUCAGACUUACAUAUGCUAAAGACACUUGAACUGUCUGGACCGGAGGCGUUCUCAGUGGGAGGAAGGUGACGACGAGGCCACUUGAUGUGGAUGUUGAGUGGACAUUGAAAGCAAAUGAUAUGCAAAAACAACAUGCACUUAAAAAAGCACCAUGGCACAUGACCUCGACUGUUAUAUUAAUUAGUUUACUGCUGACCAUGACUCAGCAGUGUUGAUAGACAUAGUACAGGUGCUUCUACAUGAUCAACAGUGUUUCUCAACACUC